GAAAGAAGAUAUCAGAGUACUACUGAAUAACUAUAGCCAUGUUCUACUGUGUACCCUCCUCACCACCCUCUCUGCCCCCCCAGGCCUCCCGGGACCCUGUAAGGACAUCUCGUCCAGCGAGGUCACCAAGAACUCAUGCCGGAUCAGCUGGGAGGCCCCCGAGGACGACGGCUGCUCCCCCGUGCUCAGCUACACCCUGGAGCGCCGCGAGGCCUCCAAGAAGACCUACAUGCCCGUGAUGUCGGGCGAGGACGUGCUGACAGCCGUCGUCAAAGACCUCUACGUCAACUGCGAGUACUUCUUCAGGGUCCGGGCCGUCAACAAGGUGGGGGCCGGGGCCAACCUGGAGCUGCGCAACGCCGUCAUCACGGAGGAAGUCAAACAGAAACCGGACCCCCCCAUCGCGGUGGAGGCCCGGGACCCCACCUGUAAGUCCAUCACAGUGACCUGGAAGGCUCCGGACUCUGAUGGCGGCUGCCCGAUCACCGGAUACAUCGUGGAGAAGAUGGAGAAGGACGGAGAUCGAUUCGACCGCGUCACGCCCACCCUGGUGCCCGGCCUCAGCCACACAGUCACCGGCCUGACGGACGGGGCGGAGUACCAGUUCAGGGUCCGGGCGGAGAACGCCGCGGGGGUCAGCGAGCCGUCCCGCAGCACGCCGCUCACCAAGGCUGCAGACCCCGUCGAGAAACCCAGUGUGACGCUGCACGCCCGGGUUCAGUCCGGAGUGUGUGUGAAGAAGGGCGAGGAGGUCCGGAUCGACGCCCUGAUCUCCGGGUCCCCGUACCCCCGGGUCACCUGGCUCAGGAACGACGAGGAUGUCACCAAGAAACCAACGAAGAAGACCGCCCCCGUCAAGAGGAGGAAGUCCAAGACUCAGGCGUGCGAGGAGGAGGAGGAGUUCUUGAACCCCCUCAGCCAGCGCCUCGGUCUGGAUCAGAGCGUUCGGGGCCGGGCCGGGCUGAUGAUCCGCGAGGCGGUGAGGAGCGACCACGGAGAGUUCACCGUCACCGUGGAGAACCAGCACGGCACCGCGUCCGCCCGCUGCACCGUCAACGUGCUGGAUAAACCCGGCCCCCCGGUUAACAUCACCUUUGAGGACGUCAGGAACACCUCGGUGGUUCUGAACUGGGAGCCCCCCCUGGACGAUGGGGGCAGCGAGGUGCUGAACUACAUCCUGGAGAAGAAGGACAACCGUAACGAGGAGGUGGGCUGGAUCACCGUGAGCUCCACCCUGAAGACCCCCACCCACGCCGUCACCAAGCUCAUCGAGGGCAAGGAGUACGUGUUCAGGGUCACAGCGGAGAAUAGGUUUGGCUGUGGACCCCCCAACACCUCCAAGCCCCUGGUGGCCAAGAACAUGUUCGGUACGUACGAGCAGCACUGAGUACAUAUUAAUAUAGAUAAUGAAUACUCCAGAGAAUACCAACACUGUAGCAACAGAGGGACGGCAGAACUACAACUGCUUCCCAAAGGAAUAGCAUACGUACCAUAGGACAUGUAUACAUAUACUGUAAGUAUGCUGUAGUAGUGUAAGAUGCUUCAUUUAAUAAAAA
Molecule: messenger RNA, 1556 nt
Organism: Notothenia coriiceps (black rockcod)
Lineage: Eukaryota; Metazoa; Chordata; Actinopteri; Perciformes; Nototheniidae
Product: titin-like
Exons: 5
Molecular function (GO): protein binding
Source: RefSeq, a predicted model, not a curated record